UUCGGUCGCAUCGAUUCUAAUGGACCGCCUUCGAUUUCUGCUUACGGUUCUGAUUCUAAUUCCCACCGGUGAAGUUAAUCCGACUCCGGUUUGCUACGGUGAUGCCAGGGAUCACUAUCUUCAACCAGGGAAGAACCACCACCAGCAAACCGAACAUUCUCCAUUUCCACCGGAUAAAUGCCGCUUGGCCAAAGAGAUGGAACAGGAGAUUCACGUUUUACGCACUUUGAUGGACAAAUGCGACCGAUGUCUGGCGGAAACGACGACUCUAACCGGGGAGGGCGGUGACGGUCGGAGGCGGUGUUCCGAAGGGCCGUGCUUCGGACAAACGCCCUGCAUCGAAACGAGUGACGGCAAAACCGUCUGUGGACCGUGUCCGGUGGGAUUCGACGGAAAUGGCACACACUGUCACGCCAGAACGGGUUCAACCGGCCAUUGCUGAAUGCCACGGAUAGUAGCGAAGCCCAGCAUUGCCGCAUACGCACCGGUUCGGAAUUUGAUUAGCCUUGGUUUACAGGAGACGCACACGCACACACUCACAUACACAUGUUUACAGAGAAGGAAAAAUUUACAUUUUAAUCAAACCUUUUGCACUUCGGUACCGGAACACAAAUACCCAAAGGAGUGCCUGUCGGCGGAUGACGCUUGUUGAUGAAUCUAUGGUUAUUUUUUUCUGCGAAAGUUCCCUACUUUCUCCACGUUGUCUGCGAAAUAAAGUUCACAUUUUGUAAGCU
Molecule: messenger RNA, 734 nt
Organism: Malaya genurostris
Lineage: Eukaryota; Metazoa; Arthropoda; Insecta; Diptera; Culicidae
Product: cartilage oligomeric matrix protein-like
Exons: 3
Coding region: 20-442 (140 amino acids)
Source: RefSeq, a predicted model, not a curated record